CUAUAAAAGCCUGCAGCAACAAGGCUGUGGUACGUCCACCGGUCAUCCCUGGUCGUCACAAUGUAUUCCUAUUUAACAUUUUUGUUAGCAAUUGGCUUUGCAGCCUCCAUAUCCUUGCCAACAGGACAAUACAAAUAUGAAUCCCAAAUAUUAACAAGAGCCCCACGAGGGGAUCUCACUGCUGCCGGACUGAGAUUUGCUGCUGACGUUUUAAUCGCUCCUUCGAGCAAAGCUGAUUCUUAUUUGGUUCAUUUUAAACAUGUCCAUUUAUCCAGCUUGAAUGGCAUAAAUCCAGCUUCAUCUUGGAGUAAAAUCAUCCAUGAUGAAUACUGGACUCUUCACAAGGACAGUGCCUGUAAAGGUGAUCUUUGUUCACUUACUAAACCUUUCCUCAUUAGAGUCAAGCAAGGUGUAGUCCAGGAAAUUGUUGUUGAAGAGAGCGAACUGCAGUUGUCUGUAAACAUCAAGAAAGGUUUUGCAUGGGAAUACCAGAAGCUCAUGCUCCAAGAAAAUACUGUUUACCAACAAUUGCCAACACACUAUGGUUAUUGUGACCUCAGAACCAUUCUCAAGUCAAAUGCCACUUCUGAGCAAUUUUUGAAACCAAUCAAGAAAAUUCACAUUGCUCCAGUCCGAGAAACUUGUAGCCAAUAUCCAACUGAUACUGACAGCAUCAUCAAUGAAGUGAAAUCAACUGCUGAAGUGAUGGAUGGCAAAGUGUACAACUUGUACACAGUACAAACUGUUCAGCUGAGAAUUAGCAAGACGGAUAAAACUGAGUUUGUCACUCAAGUGAAUCAAACCCUCUCUUAUCAAGGAAAUGAGACUGAAGAACUACCCCCAGUCAAAGCCACCAUUCCAUAUGAAUUGGUGCCUACUAUUGAUGACGAUAAAAUUGGAGGAGAUAAAUUUGUUCAAAAAGUAUUGGACGUUCUGUUGUCUUUCACCCAAAACCUGACAAGUGAUCAUGGACAAAAAUCACUCGAUCUGUUACAUCUUCUCAGAGUUGCUGAUAAAAUUUCCUUGAUGAAACUUUAUGCUUUAGUCAAACUACAACCCAAGAACUGGACCACUUUGUAUUCUUUCCUGUCUGUCGCUGAGUCUUGUGAAGCAAAUGCUGUUCUCUUCUUGGCGAUGGAAGAAAAGUCCAUUUCCCGUGUUGUCCUUCCAGAAGUCCUUGAGAAACAAUACCGAAAUACCAAACGUUGUUCUGACCUGGUUUCUAGACUGAAGAAAAUCAUUGACAGCCAAAUCUGGGAUGAAGACAUGGUCGAGAAAGCUUAUAUGGUUCUGAGUUCUCUUGCCAAAAAAUACCCAGAGUACAUUCCUGAAGUCUGGCCAAUUGUUGAACAACUGAUGUCAACCAAACCCGUUUUGGCUCUGAAGAUGGCUGGAAAUCUUGGAUAUGUCAUGAGACUAUUCCCACAGGUUCAAACCCGUGAACUGAAGAUUUUGGUCCUGGAGACAUUGAGACAUUCAAAUGAAUCUGAUGUUCCAGAAGCUUUGAUUGAGAGCUUCAAGAUAUAUGAGAAUUGUUCCGAACAUGAAGAAAUCCGUAUGUUGGCUCUGAAGACGUACCUCUACCUGUCCCCCAUCAAUCAAACAUGGACUGAUAUUAAAGUUGUCCAAAAGAAAAACUGUUCUCGGAAUAUUCAUUCCUACAUUGAGGACAUCUUAACAAUUACAGCCAACAGAAACUUCCCAACUGAGAAACCAAUGGCCAAAAAAGCUUGUGAUCUGAAAAAUAUGCUUACCUUACUAACUCCAGAAAGAAGCUUAUUGGACAUUAACGUUUCCAGAGCUUACAGUUUACCAUUCUACUGUGAGAAGUCCAACAUGGGUGUAGCUCUCCAGGCUGAACUCAUCCACUCCAGCAAUGUUACUGACCUUCCUGAAGAUCGUAUAUCCAUCAUAAUAUUGAAGAUUGAUACCUUUGGUCUUGACAAGAAGAUGGAGCCACUUGAGAUUCAACUGAUGCUGCCAACUGAAGUCCUCAAGAGAAUUAUUCAGUUACCCAGACAGAGCUGGAGACCUGAAAUGCUGGAGGAGGUUUAUGACAUUCUUUCUGAGAUUGAAAUCAGAAUUUUCAUUCAAAACGUAGAAUAUUCUUCUCUUCCAAAUGUACAAGAAGCAGUGAGACAAGUUUAUGAGAGAUAUUUGGCCCUUCAACAAUCUGGCAUCAACCAGGUUGCAGUUCCAAUCAAUGCUGUAUACAGACUGCCAACUUCACUUGGUGUUGUUCUCAGCAAACAGCUCACCGUUUUCGUCAUUGCUAGAGCUUAUCCUUCAUUGUUAGCUGAUUCAGUACUACGUGUUUUGGAAUCAUUGCCGAUUGUUCUGACAAGUGCUGAAAUCAAAGUCUCUGUAGAGAAUGCUUACAUGAGUUUGAAAACAGGAUCACGCAUCGAUGCUUGGAGUGAUCUAAGAAUCAUGGACACAAACCUUAUAAUAACUGAAAAUCGUAUUCGUAUUGUGAAGAAGCUUUCCCGUUGGGAGGACAAAACCAUCUUCUAUGCCAGUAUAACUCCAGUUGCAAGCAUACAGGUGUUCAGACCAUCAGGAUAUUUCGUUGCUUUCAACUCUCUUUCUGUUCAAACACCUGCAAAACGCAAUUAUAUCAAGAGUCUUGUUGGUCUGAAGAAACCAGAAAUUCUUCUGGAAACAACUGGAUACGUUGAAGCUGAAUCCAUUGUGAAACCAUGGACCACUCUCUUCAGGGAACAAUAUCUGAUGGUAGAUAUGCAUUUCAAAAAAGGAAGUGAUGAAGAUUUAAUCAUUGACUUGCAAAGAAUUCCAGAUUAUGUAAAAUCCAAGAAAUUGGGUGAACAACGCAUCUCCGAAGGCUUGAACAUCUCAGUCAGCAGAGGAGUGGAACAAUCAAAAGUCUUGAUCCGUGUGUCUCAAGAAAAGAACUGGAUCAUCAGAAUUAAUUCCAAUGUUUCCUUAGUGCCUUCAACAGAUGUUGGAAUUUUGGAUGCCAAGUUUGAAAUUGAAAUUCCAUCAAAAAUUGAACCAGAAUGUAUUUUGAACAAGAAAUACUUAGUUGGCCAAAUUCUGCAGAAACCCUGGACUUCUCUGUUCAGUCAGUUCACUUGCAAUCAAACAAAAUAUCCUCGCUCCUAUGGAAGACUCCUCGAUGUCAUCGGCUGGGCAGUUUCAAAUGAAGAGAUGUGGCACAACUAUGACAAUAUGUUUAGCGAAAUCAUGCCAACAUAUAACUUUGAAGACAUACUCCAAUUGCCACCAGUUUACAAAUUGGUUAAAUCAGUGAAUAUUUUGUCAGAGAAAGUCAAUCAAUUGAAGAUGACCAUCACUCCUAAUUGUUCUGAUGAACAAAAACAGGCUGUCGUUUUAAUCUUGCAAGAAUUGAGGAAAAUGAAAACUGAAAUUGAACAAGUACUGAAAGACCCAGUUCAGGAAGAAGUCCCAGUGGAGUUAGUGAUGAGAAGAGAAGUGGUUGUUAACUGGGUGUUACAGAAAUAUGCUGGUUUACUGUUCCACGUUUCCAUUAAAGUUAACAGAACUCAAGACCUUUUGGAUCAAACUCUGCAGGAUUAUUCCAAAUUUGUUACUGAAACCAUUCCAGUAUGGCAAGACAACAGUAAGCGUUACAGCAGUGUCAUCCAAAAGGCAUCAGAAGCUGUCUCUGCUGACUUGCAGAAUCUAGUCCAAGAAACUACUGAUUACAUGGAAUCAAGCUUUAAAAUCAUGAUCGAUGCUACCAAUGUUGGCCAGGUUGAAUCUUUGUACAGAGUUUUGAUAAAAAAGAUGACUGAAAUUACACAAUCGAUCCAAUUAAAAAGUCUUGGCAGUAAAGUAAACCCCUACCUCUGGAUCAGAAGUCAGAGUACGGUUGUUCUUCAAAAUGUAGCCGACAUCAGCGUCUAUAUAUUGAACCAACAACCCCUCAUGGAACCUCUCUCUCAAGUUGUUCGUACCAGCAGAAGUAACACCUUCAAACUGUACUUUACAACUUUGUACUUGGAGAAAUUAUGGAAUGGAACAAGGCAGAUUCAAAAUGCAACACUCUUUGCUAAAAUUUCUGAGCUUGCUAACAGAACCUUGGAAACAAUUUAUGGUAUGCAGAACAUUGAGAUGCACAUGAAGCUGACCCUUAUUGACAUAGUCAAUAUCGAUUCUGUUGUUACCGAAUCAAGAAGAGUUAUUGCUGCUAGUGAAAAAGUCUUGAACAUUCUUAAAGAAAUAGAUGUUAGCUCUCUGCAAGAUCCACUUGCUUAUGUCACCAUCUUUGACAUUCUUGCUAUUCAAUACCAUGCAUACAUUCGUGUCAAAAAUGCUGCCAAGGUUGUAUUUAAAAUCGUAUACAAUGAUCUAGAAAACAAGAAUCUAAACGAAAUCAUCAAAAUCCAGCAGAAAUUGGAUUCCUAUUGUGACAGAGUACCUAAAAUGGGCAAAAUUAUUGCACUGAAAUCUUCUAGUUUGGAAUCAGAAUGUCCCGUUGGUCAAAAGGUUCAAGUCCAAGGCAGCAUCACAUGGCCAACACAGCAUUUAACUGUGAAUGUCACUGCAAAUCUCACCAAAUCCUGGGAACAGAUUAUUUGGGAAAUGUUGCAGCCAUUACCAUUGAGUAAGAGUGCUGUCACAUAUAGAUGGUUACAUGAUGUCUCUCAUGGCAAACCAAACAGUUUGGCCAGGUUACAAAUUAUCAGCCGAGUGAACGCUUAUGAAGAAUUCCAGAUUGAAACUCAUGUCAAGGAAGGUGAAGUUCCACAAAGCUGGAUCGAAACAUCAAGCAAAACCUUUGAUAAGGUUCACCAUUCACUCUUCCCAUUCUUCUCCCUGAAAGCUGUUACUCUUGAAUCCCCAGUCAUGAAAGACAGUUGUCGUGGAGUGUGUAUCCAAGGAGUUGUUUCUGAUAGGAAUUCUCUAGUUAAUGCUGUGUUCCGCCUCCCAAGAUCAGUCUACACAAUCAAUGUUCCAUGGACUGUGUUGACCCCACUUAGAACGAAAACAUGUAAGAAUUCUUCUUCUUCUUUAUUAUUAUUAUUAUUAUUAAUAAUAAUAUUAUUAUUAUUAUUAUUAUUAUUAUUAUUAUUAUUAUUAUUAUUAUUAUUAUUAUUAUUAUUAUUAUUCAUUAAGGGAACAUUACAAGAAUGGGCUUUUGACUUGGGUUCAAUUUUCAAGAGAAUGACAGACAAGGGCGAUGAUGGGGAUGGCAGUGGAUCAAGAGUAGAGGCGAGAAAAGGUGAGGGUGACAACACAGUCUCCGGCAGAGACAAUGAUGAUGCCGACAAUGAACUGGGAGGCGGAGGACGGCGGGAGUCUGUCAUUGCUGGUAGCAACACCAACAAUGUCAUCACCACUACUACCACUACUACUACUACUGUCGUUACACCAGACUUGGUUGUCACUGAUUGUAAAACCUGGCGCCGUGUAACAAAACCAUUUGCACCAAAAAGCUUGCAUUUAUAUUUUCCAAGUCAGAUGGGAAUACUUAGUUUCAGAUGUCCAUGA
Molecule: messenger RNA, 5475 nt
Organism: Octopus bimaculoides (California two-spot octopus)
Lineage: Eukaryota; Metazoa; Mollusca; Cephalopoda; Octopoda; Octopodidae
Biological process (GO): lipid transport
Molecular function (GO): lipid carrier activity
Source: RefSeq, a predicted model, not a curated record